Molecule: messenger RNA, 3949 nt
Organism: Thamnophis elegans (Western terrestrial garter snake)
Lineage: Eukaryota; Metazoa; Chordata; Lepidosauria; Squamata; Natricidae
Gene: KIF3B
Product: kinesin family member 3B
Exons: 9
Coding region: 318-2564 (748 amino acids)
Biological process (GO): microtubule-based movement
Molecular function (GO): microtubule motor activity; microtubule binding; ATP binding
Source: RefSeq, a predicted model, not a curated record
AAGGAAGUGAGCGGCGGCGGCGGCGGCGGCCUCAGCGGCGGCCGCGGCAACGAGGCCGCCUCACGCCGGAUCCCAGGCGGGGGAAAAGCCCGUCUACCCCGGGGAGGGUGGGGGGAAACGCCCGCCAGGGACCCUCCCAGGCCCAGCACGGGAGGACUACAAGCCCCAUCGGGCACCGCGGCAGCGCCAGGCCUACCGAGCCCUCUGAGGCGGCGCCGGCCAUGGGCGGAGGGGCCGCCGGCCGCCAGGAUUAGAAGAAUCCUUGGUCUCCGUGAUCCCGCCAUCCAUUCGUUUGGCCCCCGUGCUAAUCCGUGGUCAUGUCGAAGUUAAAGUGCUCGGAGUCGGUCAGGGUUGUCGUACGAUGCCGGCCCAUGAACAGCAAAGAGAAAGUGGCCUCCUAUGAACAGGUGGUGGAAGUGGACGUGAAAUUGGGGCAGGUCUCGGUGAAGAACCCCAAGGGGACAUCUCACGAGCUUCCAAAGACCUUCACCUUCGACGCCGUUUAUGACUGGAGCUCCAAACAGUUUGAGCUUUACGAUGAGACUUUCCGGCCGCUGGUGGACUCGGUCCUCCAGGGGUUUAACGGGACCAUUUUCGCUUACGGGCAAACCGGGACCGGGAAGACGUACACCAUGGAAGGCGUGCGUGGAGACGUUGAGAAGCGAGGGGUCAUCCCCAACUCCUUCGACCACAUCUUCACCCACAUUUCCCGCUCUCAGAACCAGCAGUAUCUGGUGAGGGCCUCCUACUUGGAGAUCUACCAAGAAGAAAUCAGGGACUUGCUCUCCAAGGACCAGUCCAAGAGGCUGGAGCUCAAGGAGAGGCCCGACACGGGGAUCUACGUCAAGGACCUCUCCUCCUUCGUCACCAAAAGCGUGAAGGAAAUCGAACACGUCAUGAAUGUCGGGAACCAGAACCGCUCGGUGGGCGCGACCAACAUGAAUGAGCACAGUUCGCGCUCCCACGCCAUUUUCGUCAUCACCAUCGAAUGCAGCGAGGUUGGGCUGGACGGGGAGAACCACAUACGGGUCGGGAAGUUGAACCUGGUGGACCUGGCGGGCAGCGAGCGCCAGUCCAAGACCGGCGCCCAGGGGGAGAGGUUGAAAGAAGCCACGAAGAUCAACCUCUCCCUCUCUGCCCUGGGCAACGUCAUCUCUGCCCUCGUGGACGGCAAAAGCACCCACAUCCCCUAUCGGGACUCCAAGCUGACCCGGCUGCUCCAGGACUCCUUGGGGGGCAACGCCAAGACCGUGAUGGUCGCCAACAUCGGCCCCGCCUCCUACAACGUGGAGGAGACCCUGACCACUUUGAGAUACGCCAACCGUGCCAAGAACAUCAAGAACAAGCCACGGGUCAACGAAGACCCCAAGGACGCUCUCCUGCGGGAAUUCCAGGAAGAAAUUGCCCGCCUGAAGGCUCAGCUGGAGAAAAGGUCCAUCGUCAAGAGGAAGAAGAAGGAGAGGAGGAGAGACGGCGGCAUGGGCGAGGAGGAGGAGGAGGAAGAAGAGGAGGAGGAGGAGGAGGAGGAAGGGGAGCAGGAGGAAGGGGCGGACAAAGACGACUACUGGAAAGAGCAGCAGGAGAAGCUGGAGAUCGAGAAGAAGGCCAUCCUGGAGGACCACAGCUUGGUGGCCGAGGACAAGAUGAGGCUCCUGAAGGAGAAGGAGAAGAAGAUGGAAGACCUCAAACGGGAGAAGGAGGCCGCCGAAAAGCUGGGUGCCAAAAUCAAGGCAAUGGAGAGCAAGCUCCUUGUUGGUGGGAAGAACAUUGUGGAUCACACCAACGAGCAGCAGAAAAUCCUGGAACAGAAACGGCAGGAAAUUGCUGAGCAGAAACGCCGGGAACGGGAAAUCCAACAGCAGAUGGAAAGUCGGGAUGAAGAGACCUUGGAGCUGAAGGAGACCUAUAGCUCCUUACAGCAGGAAGUGGACAUCAAAACUAAGAAAUUGAAAAAGCUGUUUUCGAAGCUGCAAGCUGUGAAGGCCGAAAUCCACGACCUGCAGGAGGAGCACAUCAAAGAGAGACAAGAACUGGAACAGACCCAGAACGAGCUGACUCGGGAGCUCAAGCUGAAGCACCUGAUCAUCGAGAACUUCAUCCCUUCGGAGGAGAAGAACAAGAUCAUGAACCGGUCCUUCUUUGACGAGGAGGAGGACCAGUGGAAGCUUCACCCCAUCACUCGACUGGAGAACCAACAGAUGAUGAGACGGCCGGUGUCUGCUGUGGGGUACAAGAGACCCCUGAGUCAGCAUGCGAGGAUGUCCAUGAUGGUCCGUCCAGAAGCUCGGUACAGGGCUGAAAACAUUGUCCUGCUGGAACUGGAUUUGCCCAGUCGGACCACGAGGGAUUACGAGGGCCCAGCCAUCGCCCCCAAAGUCCAGGCAGCCCUAGAAGCCGCUUUGCAAGAUGAAGAUGAGAUCCAAGUGGACGCGUCGACUUUUGAGAGUACGUCGAACAAGAAAUCUAAAUCCCGGCCUAGAACCGGAAGGAAGUCCAGCGGCUCCCCCUCCAGCACCUCCAGCUCUCAGCUGUACCCGCAGUCUCGCGGGCUGGUUCCCAAGUAAACGCGAUUGCUCCUGUUUUUGAGGGCGUGGCUCCCAUUGGGCCGUCAACGCAGAGCCAAGUUAACAACCUGCCAAGGGGGCUGGGAGGACUUCAAAGAGGCCAGAAGAAGAGGGCCUUUUUUUUAAAAGAAGAAAACAGCGCGCGCCCCCCCCCCCCUGCCCCUAGGUAGGACGGGUUCCCGAGGGCUGCCUCUCGCCUGCGCGGGGGAAGGAACCGUUUGCUCCUUGGCUAAUGGGGUCGGAGACGAAAGGAGCCUUUAGUUAGGAAAUCAGAAAUGCAUGAGUUACAUUAGUGUGUGUUAGAAGCCCGAGAGGAGCAUGGGUGGGUGGGGUGGGGGGGGAUAUCCCCUUGCCCUCUCCCUCCCUAUGACCUUCUCUCUUCCCUUUAUGGUCUUUCGCUCUCUCUCCCCCCUCCACCCCCCGGCUCUUUCGUCCUUGGAGCCGAAGGCAAAUCUCACUGCAGUCACCUCGAUGACGCCCGAGAACAAGGUUGAGAAGUGACCAGAGGAUUUCCCCCCCCCCCCCCACUUUCCACUAGCCAUGAUGACUAUUUUCCCCACUCCCCUUUCCAUCAAAAGGACUGGAUGGGUGAGGGUUGGAUCGAAAAUGCCUCCAAAUUGGAAAAGAGGCGAGAUUGAAAGGCAUCCCCCCUCUCCCCCCCCCCCGAGAGCUUUUGGUACAAAUGGCAAGGGGAAAGGUUUCAAAACCUACUUUCUCCUUUUUUCCCCCCUUUUGGCAAUAGAAGGUAGGAAGCUGACCAAUCCUUUUCUUGUUUGCAAGGAGGGGUUUUUUAAAAAAUGGUUAGACUGUUCGCUGGAGACCUCAGCCAUGAAGACCAGCAGAGCCUAUUUGGUCUAACAGUCGCCCACACCACAGCUCCGGCCACCUUCCUCACCUCUCUGCGCCAUCUCAAUCUCUACAACCUGGGAGCGUUCAGCAAACGAUGCUUUCUUGUCUUCCACUGUAGCUUACCUGACCUUGCUUCGUGUGUCCCCGUUUCCCUUCCUCCCUCAGGAGAAAUUAAACCUGGGGGGGGGGGGCAGAGGGGGGCUUCUUCUGCCCUCCUCUCCAUAUCCCCCUCCUCACAUUUAAUUGGAGCCAUGUUUGAGAAGGGCUCCGUGGGCAAGGCUUCUGCAUACCUUCUUCCAACUCCCGUCCUCUUUCGCUCCUAAUUCCCUAGUUAAGAAGAAGAUACCGAGCAGCGGGUGUGGGAAUGCUGCUGAAAGGGGUUGGGGGGGGUCCAACGGCUGAAGGCUGUGCCCCCCCGCCCCCCUUUGUAUUGUUUUAUAGUUCGGUUUGUAUAUUUAACACAGUUGCACAUUGGAAGUUCAGUUGUCUCUCUUUUUUUUUUUACGUUGACGGUCAUAACUGUGAAUAUAUUCUCA